UGGAGGAUCAACCAUCAGCUUCUAUGAGUCUCUGUCAACCAGAAAAAGGGUUCUCAUGGGGUUUUUGACAUUUAGUGGGAGAGUGGUGGAAGAAUUUGGUAGAGGACCCACGUUGAGAGAAAUCAAAGCACAAAGCAUUUUGAGCAUUAAAUUCAAUGCAAUUCGAUUAUUGCAUACAACAACAACCUCUUCCAAUAUUGGGUCUGGGUUUUUGAUUCCUUCCAUCUUGAAAAUCUGUCUUAUUUUGUGGCCUUUAAGGAAAAAGGCAUAGUAGAUAAGAAAAAUCCCAUUUUUCUGUUACCCUUUUCGAAUUGGGACCUGAAUUCUGCGUAGGAGUUUAGUAGUUGGCUUCCUCUUUUACUCCUCUUGUGUACUGGACUGGUUGGUUAACUGACUCUGAUCAAAGAAAGGUCGAGUCUUUGAGGGAUUUGCAGGGUGGGGAAAAAUCUUUUUUGGGUCCCCAUAGGAGUCAUAGGUGACCAUGCAUCUUAGGAAUUGGGAAUUUUAUCUGAUCUGGGAUUCAUCAGAUUCUGCAGAUUCUUAAACCUGUUUCAGAGACAGGAAAUAGUUUUGGCAGCCCUGGCAAGUAAGAGUUCUUGCAUGGGUUGGCUGACUAAGAUUCUGAAAGGUUCCAGUCAUAAAGGGCACUAUCAUGGUAAAUAUGGACAUGAAAGAACAUGGGAUGAGCCUCGAAAUUCAGUGGAAGAAGACAUAGAUUGUGCUAUUGCAUUGUCCCUUUCCGAACUAGAUCAGAAAGGGAAGAGUAUAGUCGAGGACUCUCAAUCAGUGGAUGACGAACAGCCUGCUAAAGUUGAAUCAGAUGAUGAUGAAUCACCUGCCAAGGUUGAAUCUGAGGAUGAUGAACCACCUGCUAAAGUUGAAUCAGACCAUGAUGAACCGGCUGCCAAAAUUUCAUAUGAGGAAGAUGAUGAAAGUGCUAAAGUUCAACUUGAGGAAGAUGAACAACUUGCAAUGGCCAUUCAGGAAAGUUUGAACGUGGAUUCUCCUCCUCGACAUGACACUGGCAGUACCUUUCAACCAUAUCCAUUCUUCAAUACAGCUGGGAACAGCAGGAUAUGUGCUGGCUGUAAACUUGGGAUUGGCCAUGGAAGACACUUGAGUUGUGUUGGCGCUGUUUGGCAUCCAGAUUGUUUUUGUUGCCAUGCUUGCAAUCUUCCAAUUACUGAUUAUGAGUUUUCUAUGUCCGGGAAUCAUCCCUACCACAAAUCCUGCUACAAGGAGAAGCAUCAUCCGAGAUGUGAUGUUUGCAAGAGCUUUAUCCCAACAAACUCAGCUGGUCUUAUUGAGUAUAGGGCGCAUCCUUUCUGGCUACAAAAGUACUGCCCCUCUCAUGAGCGUGAUAAGACUCCACGGUGUUGUAGCUGUGAAAGAAUGGAGCCAAGGGACACAAAAUAUUUGUUACUUGAUGAUGGUCGAAAGCUAUGUCUAGAGUGUCUAGACUCGGCCAUUAUGGAUACUCAUGAAUGCCAACCCCUUUACCUUGAAAUACAAGAAUUUUACGAAGGUUUGAAUAUGAAAGUGGAACAGCAAGUUCCAAUGCUCUUGGUGGAGAGACAAGCACUAAACGAGGCCAUGGAGGGAGAAAAGAAUGGUCAUCAUCACUUGCCCGAGACCAGAGGCCUCUGCUUAUCAGAGGAACAGACUGUUACAACCAUUAAAAGGAGGCCAAGGAUUGGAGCGGGCUACCGGAUGAUAGACAUGAUAACUGAGCCUUAUACACUGGUUCGUCACUGCGAAGUGACAGCAAUUCUCGUAUUGUAUGGCCUUCCUAGGUUAUUGACAGGGUCGAUUCUUGCUCAUGAGAUGAUGCAUGCAUGGCUCCGGCUCAAAGGUUAUCCAAAUUUGAGCCCAGAGGUUGAAGAAGGUAUCUGCCAAGUGCUAGCACAUAUGUGGCUCGAAGCAGAGACGUAUUCUGCGCCUGGUAGUGAUGUUGGAACAUCAUCUUCGUGUUCCUCUUCCUCCUCCGCAUCCUCUUCUAGUUCGGGAUCAUCUAAGAAAGGUAAACGAUCCGACUUUGAGAAGAAACUUGGUGACUUUUUUAAACACCAAAUCGAGUCAGAUUCAUCCACAGCUUAUGGAGAAGGAUUCAGACAAGGUAACCAAGCAGUACUCAAGUAUGGCCUAAGGAGGACUCUUGACCAUAUUCGAAUCACAGGAAGCUUUCCCUGACCUUGUAGAAAGUGAAGAUACAAAGCGUUAAUUAAUACCACAUAAAAUCCGUACCCUGGCUUUGCCAGUUUGAUUCUAUAGGAUUAUAAUCUAUAUACAUAUUAAAAAAGAGAAAGCAAAAGAAAAGGCUCAUUUUUAUGUAAUCUCCUGAACAGUUUGGAUAACAUAGAAAAUGUUUUCAAGGGACUCAUUUCUAUACUAUUACAUUACAACCAAGCUGCUGAGGAGAAUUUGAAACAAAAGGAAUGAUUCUG
This is a messenger RNA of Argentina anserina (silverweed cinquefoil), 2444 nucleotides long. Its product is annotated as protein DA1-related 1-like. The coding region runs from base 601 to 2190 and encodes 529 amino acids. The transcript is spliced from 12 exons. NCBI's taxonomy places the organism in Eukaryota, Viridiplantae, Streptophyta, Magnoliopsida, Rosales, Rosaceae. The record is from RefSeq and is a predicted model, not a curated record. Gene Ontology annotation, molecular function: ubiquitin binding.